AUGAGGGCGAUUGAGGGCUUUACAGACAUAAGGGCGAUUGAGGGCUUUACAGGCAUAAGUGCGAUUGAGGGCUGUACAGGCAUAAGGGCGAUUGAAGGCUUUACAGACAUAAGGGCGAUUGAGAGCUUUACAGACAUAAGGGCGAUUGAAGGCUUUAAAGGCAUAAGGGCGAUUGAGGGCUUUACAGACAUAAGGGCGAUUGAGGGCUUUACAGGCAUAAGGGCGAUUGAGGGCUUUACAGGCAUAAGGGCGAUUGAGGGCUUUACAUGCAUAAGGGCGAUUGAGGGCUUUACAGACAUAAGGGCGAUUGAGAGCUUUACAGACAUAAGGGCGAUUGAGAGCUUUAAAGACAUAAGGGCGAUUGAGGGCUUUACAGACAUAAGGGCGAUUGAGGGCUUUACAGGCAUAAGGGCGAUUGAGGGCUUUACAGACAUAAGGGCGAUUGAGGGCUUUACAAGCAUAAGGGCGAUUGAAGGCUUUACAGACAUAAAGGCGAUUGAGAGCUUUACAGACAUAAGGGCGAUUGAGGGCUUUACAGACAUAAGGGCGAUUGAGGGCUUUACAGGCAUAAGGGCGAUUGAGGGCUUUACAGACAUAAGGGCGAUUGAGGGCUUUACAGACAUAAGGGCGAUUGAGGGCUUUACAGACAUAAGGGCGAUUGAGGGCUUUACAGGCAUAAGGGCGAUUGAGGGCUUUACAGACAUAAGGGCGAUUGAGGGCUUUACAAGCAUAAGGGCGAUUGAAGGCUUUACAGACAUAAGGGCGAUUGAGGGCUUUACAAGCAUAAGGGCGAUUGAAGGCUUUACAGACAUAAGGGCGAUUGAGGGCUUUACAGACAUAAGGGCGAUUGAGGGCUUUACAGACAUAAGGGCGAUUGAGGGCUUUACAGACAUAAGGGCGAUUGAAGGCUUUACAGACAUAAGGGUGAUUGAGGGCUUUACAAGCAUAAGGGCGAUUGAAGGCUUUACAGGCAUAAGGGCGAUUGAGGGCUUUACAGACAUAAGGGCGAUUGAGGGCUGUACAGGCAUAAGGGCGAUUGAAGGCUUUACAGACAUAAGGGCGAUUGAGGGCUUUACAGACAUAAGGGCGAUUGAGAGCUUUACAGGCAUAAGGGCGAUUGAAGGCUUUACAGACAUAAGGGCGAUUGAGGGCUUUACAGACAUAAGGGCGAUUGAGGGCUUUACAGACAUAAGGGCGAUUGAAGGCAUUACAGGCAUAAGGGCGAUUGAAGGCUUUACAGGCAUAAGGGCGAUUGAGGGCUUUACAGACAUAAGGGCGAUUGAGGGCUGUACAGGCAUAAGGGCGAUUGAGGGCUUUACAGGCAUAAGGGCGAUUGAGGGCUUUACAGACAUAAGGGCGAUUGAGGGCUGUACAGGCAUAAGGGCGAUUGAGGGCUUUACAGGCAUAAGGGCGAUUGAGGGCUUUACAGACAUAAGGGCGAUUGAGGGCUUUACAGACAUAAGGGCGAUUGAGGGCUUUACAGACAUAAGGGCGAUUGAAGGCUUUACAGGCAUAAGGGCGAUUGAGGGCUUUACAGACAUAAGGGCGAUUGAGAGCUUUACAGGCAUAAGGGCGAUUGAAGGCUUUACAGACAUAAGGGUGAUUGAGGGCUUUACAAGCAUAAGGGCGAUUGAAGGCUUUACAGGCAUAAGGGCGAUUGAGGGCUGUACAGGCAUAAGGGCGAUUGAGGGCUUUACAGGCAUAAGGGCGAUUGAGGGCUUUACAGACAUAAGGGCGAUUGAGGGCUUUACAGACAUAAGGGCGAUUGAGGGCUGUACAGGCAUAAGGGCGAUUGAGGGCUUUACAGGCAUAAGGGCGAUUGAGGGCUUUACAGACAUAAGGGCGAUUGAGGGCUUUACAGACAUAAGGGCGAUUGAGGGCUUUACAGACAUAAGGGCGAUUGAAGGCUUUACAGGCAUAAGGGCGAUUGAGGGCUUUACAGACAUAAGGGCGAUUGAGAGCUUUACAGGCAUAAGGGCGAUUGAAGGCUUUACAGACAUAAGGGUGAUUGAGGGCUUUACAAGCAUAAGGGCGAUUGAAGGCUUUACAGGCAUAAGGGCGAUUGAGGGCUUUACAGACAUAAGGGCGAUUGAGGGCUGUACAGGCAUAAGGGCGAUUGAGGGCUGUACAGGCAUAAGGGCGAUUGAGGGCUUUACAGACAUAAGGGCGAUUGAGGGCUUUACAGACAUAAGGGCGAUUGAGAGCUUUACAGGCAUAAGGGCGAUUGAAGGCUUUACAGGCAUUAGGGUGAUCAAGGGCUUUACAGGCAUAAGGGCGGUUGAGGGCUUUACAGACAUAAGGGCGAUUGAGGGCUUUACAGACAUAAGGGCGAUUGAAGGCAUUACAGGCAUAAGGGCGAUUGAGAACUUUACAGGCAUAAGGGCGAUUGAGGGCUUUACAGGCAUAAGGGCGAUUGAGGGCAUUACAGGCAUAAGGGCGAUUGAGGGCUUUACAAGCAUAAGGGCGAUUGAAGGCUUUACAGACAUAAGGGCGAUUGAGAGCUUUACAGACAUAAGGGCGAUUGAGGGCUUUACAGGCAUAAGGGUGAUUGAGGGCUUUACAGGCAUAAGGGCGAUUGAGGGCUUUACAGGCAUAAGGGCGAUUGAAGGCUUUACAGACAUAAGGGCGAUUGAGAGCUUUACAGACAUAAGGGCGAUUGAGGGCUUUACAGGCAUAAGGGUGAUUGAGGGCUUUACAGGCAUAAGGGCGAUUGAAGGCUUUACAGACAUAAGGGCGAUUGAGGGCUUUACAGACAUAAGGGCGAUUGAGAGCUUUACAGGCAUAAGGGCGAUUGAAGGCUUUACAGGCAUUAGGGUGAUCAAGGGCUUUACAGGCAUAAGGGCGGUUGAGGGCUUUACAGACAUAAGGGCGAUUGAGGGCUUUACAGACAUAAGGGCGAUUGAAGGCAUUACAGGCAUAAGGGCGAUUGAACACUUUACAGGCAUAAGGGCGAUUGAGGGCUUUACAGGCAUAAGGGCGAUUGAGGGCAUUACAGGCAUAAGGGCGAUUGAAGGCUUUACAGACAUAAGGGCGAUUUAG
Molecule: messenger RNA, 3039 nt
Organism: Nematostella vectensis (starlet sea anemone)
Lineage: Eukaryota; Metazoa; Cnidaria; Anthozoa; Actiniaria; Edwardsiidae
Product: collagen alpha-3(IV) chain-like
Exons: 1
Coding region: 1-3039 (1012 amino acids)
Source: RefSeq, a predicted model, not a curated record